Molecule: messenger RNA, 366 nt
Organism: Prorocentrum cordatum
Lineage: Eukaryota; Dinophyceae; Prorocentrales; Prorocentraceae
Source: the annotation of a GenBank genome assembly
AUGGUCAGACGGACCGGACGGCGGCAAAGGGAAGUGAGAAAGGCUCGAAGAGGCGUAAUCAGGGUCUCGGGGAUCGAGAGUGUGGAAGUCGACGGUGGCGCAGCGAGGAGCGCUCCAGCUUUCGCAUUUAAGCAGAAGCAGGAGCUGGACAUCAUGUUCCAGAAGCAGCUGCGAGACAUACACCAGCUACUAUCCAGCGGGGACGCGAGCAGAACUGAAGAGGGUGCUGACCGGAAUGCUCGCGACGGCUCCACGGGAAACGAGUGGCACGACGGCCCGAACACAGACCCCUGGAUUCGCCGGUCAGGAGGCUCGGCGGAAGACCGCUGGGAAAGCCAAGCCUACAACAAAGACAAGCAGUUCUAG